Messenger RNA from Drosophila nasuta, 442 nucleotides. RefSeq lists its product as uncharacterized. The coding region runs from base 61 to 267 and encodes 68 amino acids. The record is from RefSeq and is a predicted model, not a curated record. The transcript is spliced from 2 exons. Lineage: Eukaryota; Metazoa; Arthropoda; Insecta; Diptera; Drosophilidae.
CAAAUAUAAACCGCUGCCUCGACACAGAUUGCAACAACUGUAUCUACAACCAACAUCAAGAUGCGUUUCUAUCUGCUUAUCGCUCUCGCUCUGACCGUCCUCAUGCAACUGGUCGCUGGCAACGCAGCGCUGCACGAAGGAACUCGUACGCCACUCCAUGCGAUCGCCCAACGGGAUACCGCUGGCGUUGCCGGAACCCCGCCUUCGGGGGGUCCACCUCACGGCGGUCCUCCACCACCCCGCACAACCACAGCCUCCUCUGGCUAAUCAGCGAUGAAGCUUGUUUAACGCCGAACCAUGAACUCGACUCUGGAAUCUGACAACUGUAUAAAUAAUCGACCCUACACUCUCUGCACUGUAUCAUAAUUGAGCAACUGAAUAAAGCAAAUGUAGUGGAAUAGCAAAAAUUGUGAAUGUCUAAUAAAACUAAUUGAGAAUUGUU